Molecule: messenger RNA, 4416 nt
Organism: Coccinella septempunctata (seven-spotted ladybird)
Lineage: Eukaryota; Metazoa; Arthropoda; Insecta; Coleoptera; Coccinellidae
Gene: Sec24AB
Product: protein transport protein Sec24A
Exons: 2
Coding region: 176-3835 (1219 amino acids)
Biological process (GO): COPII-coated vesicle cargo loading; intracellular protein transport; endoplasmic reticulum to Golgi vesicle-mediated transport
Cellular component (GO): COPII vesicle coat; endoplasmic reticulum exit site
Molecular function (GO): zinc ion binding; SNARE binding
Source: RefSeq, a predicted model, not a curated record
UGCCAAAAAAAAUCGAAAGAUGGCACUAGUGUUGACGCCACGUAAGAUUGACAGUAGAUGAUAUUACAAAUAAUUUUCUAGUGAUAAAUUAUAAUAAUAUUAAAAUAUGAUCAAUGAAAUGCUGGAUUCGUGAUACUUUUUCCAAUUAGUUUGAAGUUUGAAUUGGAAGUCCAUAAUGUCGGGGAAUAAUAUGAAUGGGUCCCCUAACCCAUUAGAGCCAGCAGUGAAUCCAGCUGUGAAACCUGUGCCUCAAUACAAUUUCAAUGGAAUCACAUCACUUCAUAAAUCUUCCAGAGGUUCAUCCCCAUUAUCUCACAAUAAAAUACCAUCAUCACAGUUGCCGCCCUCAAGGAUACCAGCUUCACAACUUCCUUCUAGCUCAGUGACUCAUAAAGUAUCUCAGUCGAACUUACAGCAUCAGUUGCCAAAUGUUAUGGGACCUCAAUACUUUUCAACGCCUAACGAAAAUGUGAGUUUGCUUAAAACAAAUGUCAGUACAGGUUUGGGCAGUUUUUCCCCUGUCACAACAAAAAAUAACAUUGAUAGUUCAUUACACCAGAACUUCCUUGAAAUUUCAUUGAACGAUAAUAAAUCUACGAAAUCUGACCAAUCCAGAGAAGAUGAAUAUUUGAAUAGUCGGUCUGUGAACGCAGUUGGGAGUAUGGAUGAUGUGAAUACAUAUGGAAAACCGUUGAAUUCUAAACUUGAUAAUUUAGAUAAUAAAGGAGUGCAAUUGGAGUCCAGAAAGUUCAGCAAUCAUUUAUUUCCUAAUGAUAAUAUGACGAGAAGCAAUAAUGAUGCUACAAGGCUGAGUCAACAUAAUCCUUUUUUGAGUAAUUCAUCGAGCAAUAGUGAUAAUAAACUACUUGGUAAUAAUCCCAUUGGACAGCAAAUUCCUCUGGGACAGCAAGUUCAAACCCCACAGACGACACUUGGACAACCUGUUCCAUUUCAACAGAUGCAGAUUUCAAAAAGUGGAAUGACCCAAAGUCGCCCUCAACCAAAUAUUAGGAGCCCUCCAUAUUCUGUAGCUGCUCCGACUAACCCAAAUAUGAUGCCUGGUCUGAAUAAUAUUCCCGCACAUAAUCCACCACUGCCUCCUAUUAGUAAUGACUUUGUUCAAAGACCAUCAUCAGGUAUUAGGCCUUUUAAUUCGAACGUAAUAGGAAACCAAGCCCAGAAUAAUCCUAGAAUGCCGCCAAUGCCUCAGAAAGUACCGAGUUAUCAUCCGGUUCCACCAGGAAAUAUUCAACAAACAUCAAUUCCCCCUAAGUAUCCUCCUAGUUAUAAUGGAGAACAAAAUAGGAUACCACCCUUAAGUCAGCCGAUGUCACCUUUAAACCAACCAAUACCUCCCUCAACACAAAAUUUCUCUCCGUCCCACACAAGAAACGUUCCGUUUCAACCAUCAAAGUACCCUACAAUACCUCCGCAACAGGCAGCAAGACAAGCUAGUGUACCCCCAUACAAUCAACAGUAUCAAAGCCAAAAUCAACAGUUCAAUUCAGGCUAUGGCCCGAAUCAAACCAACCAAUAUCAAGCCCAAUACGGUCAAAACGUUGUCAGUCAAGGUUUCAACAAGCUCUGGGGUAUGGAAAAUUACGAUCUACUUCAAACGAUCAACAUACUACCGGCUGGCAAGAUCCCACCUCCGAAAAUACUAUUGGGUAACGAGAUUUUGAACUCGGCAAAUUGCAGCGGGGAGAUUUUCAGAUCGACGCUCACAAAAAUACCGGAGAGCCAAAGUUUACUCCAGAAAUCGAGAUUACCGCUUGGAAUUCUGAUACAUCCCUUCAAAGAUCUAACGCAGCUCUCAGUGAUACAGUGUAAUGUUAUAGUGAGAUGCAGAGCGUGUAGGACUUACAUAAAUCCUUUUGUUUCUUUUGUGGAUUCGAAAAGGUGGAAAUGCAACUUGUGUUAUAGAGUGAACGAUUUGCCAGAAGAAUUUCAAUACGAUCCAGUCUCGAAGACAUUCGGAGACCCAUCGAGAAGGCCGGAGAUCAGGUCCAGUACCAUUGAGUACAUAGCGCCGGCUGAGUAUAUGCUUCGGCCCCCUCAGCCAGCCGUUUAUUUAUUCCUACUGGACAUCUCUAGAUUGGCUGUGGAAUGUGGAUAUUUGAAUUUAUUCUGUAGUGUUCUUAAGGAAGAAUUAGUCAAUUUACCCGGAGAUUCAAGGACGCAAGUUGGUUUUAUCGCUUAUGACUCCUGUUUACAUUUCUUUUCGUUUGCGGAAGGUUUAAGUCAGCCCCACGAAAUGAUGGUUUUAGAUAUAGAUGAUAUAUUCUUACCCUGUCCCGAUAAUUUAUUAGUUAAUUUGAAAGAUAAAAUGGAACUGAUAGGAGAUCUACUCAAUCAACUCCCGACCAGAUACAAUAACAGCUACGACAGCAAUUCUGCGUUGGGGGCUGCUCUUCAAGCUGCUCACAGAAUGAUGUCCCCGACCGGAGGCAGGGUGACAGUUUUUCAAGCUAGCUUACCGAACGUUGGUCCAGGUGCCUUGACGCCUAGGGAAGACCCGAAUCAGAGAUCGGCAGCCGAAGUUCAAAACUUAAAACCUGCAAAUGAUUUUUAUAAACGAUUAGCGUUGGACUGUAGCAGUCAACAGAUAGCUGUUGAUUUAUUCAUAAUCAAUUCUCAAUAUAUCGAUAUCGCCACUAUAAGUGGAAUAAGCAGAUUUAGCGGAGGGUGCAUCCAACAUUUCCCGCUGUUCAAAUACCAAAGGCCUAUUGUGAGUGAUAAGUUAGAGAGAUAUUUCAGAAGAUACUUGAUCAGGAAAGUUGGAUUCGAGGCGGUGAUGAGGAUCAGGUGCACUAGGGGAAUGUCCAUACAUACUUUCCAUGGGAAUUUCUUUGUUCGUUCUACCGAUUUGUUAUCUUUACCUAAUGUCAAUCCGGAUGCAGGAUUUGGUAUGCAGGUUUCAAUCGAAGAGAAUUUGUCGGAUGUGGAUAGCGUCUGUUUUCAAGCAGCUUUAUUAUACACUUCCAGUAAAGGUGAAAGAAGAAUUAGGGUGCACACCCUAUGUCUACCAGUAGUGUCUGCUUUACAUGAAGUUAUACACUCGGCUGAUCAGCAGUGUAUCGUUGGAUUAUUGGCUAAAAUGGCGGUGGAUAGAAGUGUAGAAUCUAGUCUUUCAGAUGCAAGAGAAGCGUUCAUCAACGUUGUCAUAGACAUACUUUCAAGUUAUAAAUUGUCCUUGAAUCUCGGAUCAACACCAAACGGAUUGUUAGCACCCAAUUGUCUGAAAUUAUUACCUCUAUACAUAUCUGCCCUACUUAAAAGCCAAGCAUUUAGAACUGGUACAUCAACGAGAUUGGACGACAGAGUGAAAGCGAUGAUCGAUAUGAAAACAUUACCAUUAACGGCAUUAAUUCAAUAUAUUUACCCCGAUCUAUAUCCAGUUCACAAUCUAGAAGAUCAACAAAUAAUUUUGAGCGUAGAAGAGGUUCCUAUACAUGUUCCCCCUCGUUUACAAUUGACUUCUAGACAUAUAGAUAACAUAGGUGCCUAUCUGAUGGAUAUUGGUGAUCAUAUGAUAUUAUAUGUGUGUUCUGGUGUAUCACAAGUGUUUUUGAAUGAAGGUCUGGGCGUCCAAAGUUUCAAUUCGUUGAAUGAUCAAAUGUACGAGAUUCCUAUGAUAGAGAAUGCAACAAACCAUCGGUUAGUGUCGUUUGUGAACUAUUUGAAUGAGGAAAAGCCUCAUCGUGCUACUGUACAGGUCAUAAAGGAUAACAGUCCUAAUCGUGGUGCGUUUCUCGAGAGACUUAUAGAGGAUAGAUUUGAAAACGCGCUUUCUUAUCAUGAGUUUUUACAACAUAUAAAAGCUCAAGUGAAAUAAUGUUAAGUUAUAUUCAUUAUGUUAUUAUUGGUUUUGUAAAAUAUACAGCAUUAUAAAUAAGGGUGUAACUCUUCAAGUCAUUAUAUAACUAAAUUGGUGAAAUAAACUAGCCAAUAUUUUGAAAGAAUAUGUUUCAAUACAUUAUUUUUUAUGGAACUAGGAAGUGUGAGAUGUACUCUUUCAAUAUAUACAAAAUGCCAUUAGGAUUAUUUCUAUUCCAGUCACCACUCGCUACUUUUAUAAAAAUUACACGAUUUUAUUCGAAUUUUUCAAAAUUAGCUUUUGACACCAAUGGAAUUUUUCUGAUGUCUCUCAGACACGUUCAGUAGGAGAAUUUGGGGAUGUACAUAUAUUAUUUUAAUUGUUUUUCAAUGUUACUAUUUAAUCACCCCAAUAGUGUAGAAAAUACACUUUGUAUCCAUGUUGAGUGUAUGUCAAAAAUUGUUUUUUCCCAAUGUAUAUUGGAACAGAGCAUCCAGAAUGAGUGAAAAUAUUUAUAUUAUGUGUAUGUACAUCGAAUACAUAAUAGAGAUGUACAUCAUUGUUGAUUGUUUUUUCAAUAAAUUAAUUUCUUCAUUUUA